Molecule: messenger RNA, 1352 nt
Organism: Prunus dulcis (almond)
Lineage: Eukaryota; Viridiplantae; Streptophyta; Magnoliopsida; Rosales; Rosaceae
Product: peroxidase 72
Exons: 4
Coding region: 120-1130 (336 amino acids)
Biological process (GO): hydrogen peroxide catabolic process; response to oxidative stress
Molecular function (GO): heme binding; peroxidase activity
Source: RefSeq, a predicted model, not a curated record
AACAUUCAUCAAAGCAAGUCUUGGGGAGAGCUUUAUUUUCAUUUGACAAUUUCAAGUCUUCUUCUUCUCUAGUGGUCUUACUAGACUUGAACUAAGGGGUACCCAAAAAAAAAAACAUUAUGGCUCAGUCUUUGAGCUUCCUUCUGGCUCUUUCUCUUCUUGCCCUUGUCCCACUUUGUUUCUGUGAUAAAACUCUUGGUGGGUAUCUCUACCCACAGUUUUAUGACCACUCUUGCCCUAGAGCAACAGAGAUUGUAAAGUCUGUUGUUGCCAAGGCUGUUGCAAGAGAAGCUCGCAUGGCUGCCUCUUUGCUUAGGCUGCAUUUCCAUGACUGCUUUGUACAGGGUUGUGAUGCAUCAAUUCUGUUGGACAGCAGCAAGAACAUAAUCACCGAGAAGAGGUCUGUCCCAAACCAGAAUUCAGCUCGAGGGUUCGAAGUAAUCGAUGAAAUCAAGUCUGCAUUAGAGAAAGAGUGCCCCAACAGAGUGUCCUGUGCUGACAUUUUGGCUCUUGCUGCUAGAGACUCUACUGUGCUAUCUGGGGGGCCAAACUGGGAGGUUCCACUAGGCAGAAGAGAUUCAAAAGGAGCAAGUUUAAGUGGCUCCAACAACAACAUCCCUGCUCCAAACAACACCUUCCAAACUGUUCUCACCAAGUUCAAGAGGCAAAAGCUCAACAUUGUUGAUCUUGUGGCACUAUCUGGAAGCCACACCAUUGGAAAUGCCAGAUGCACCUCAUUCAGGCAGAGGCUUUACAACCAGUCAGGCAAUGGCUUAGCUGACUUCACCCUUGACCAAUCAUAUGCUGCACAGUUGAGAACCAGGUGCCCAAGAUCUGGUGGAGACCAAACCCUGUUUUUCUUGGACUUUGUCAGCCCAACAAAGUUUGACAACAGCUACUUCAAGAACUUGUUGGCUUCCAAGGGCCUCCUGAACUCAGAUGAAAUUCUUAUCACGAAGAGUCAAGUGACAAAGCAAUUGGUUCAACAGUAUGCUGAGAACAGUGAGCUUUUCUUUGAGCAGUUUGCCAAGUCCAUGGUGAAGAUGGGAAAUAUUUCCCCACUUACAGGGUCAAGGGGAGAGAUCAGAAAGAGAUGCAGGAAGAUCAACUCAAUCAAUCAGAAUGCAUGAUUUCAGGGCCAUAAAAGUUCAUAUCAUAUGUAGUGUGUGUUUUUCUGCUUUUCCAAGUUAUUUUUUUUUCUCUCUUUCCCAAAAUAAAUUCUGAUUGUAAAGCUUGAUGUGGCCAUUAUAUUGUAGACAUCCAAUGAUGCAAGAUUAGUGCUUGUUGUGUUUUCAUGGAACUUGUACUAUUUUUCAUCUUCAAUAAUCUUUAAAUGCUUCGAUUUUAGUUAA